Pseudovirgaria hyperparasitica is the source of this 1559-nucleotide messenger RNA. RefSeq lists its product as uncharacterized. NCBI's taxonomy places the organism in Eukaryota, Fungi, Ascomycota, Dothideomycetes, Acrospermales, Acrospermaceae. The record is from RefSeq and is a predicted model, not a curated record. Bases 76 to 1377 code for a protein of 433 amino acids. The transcript is spliced from 3 exons. Gene Ontology annotation, cellular component: endoplasmic reticulum membrane. Gene Ontology annotation, biological process: lipid storage; lipid droplet organization.
CAUCGCCAUGUGAGAGAGCUCCGUCGCAACACCAGACCACUCUCACCACUCACUUACCAUCACCACCUCACAACCAUGGAGGACGACUACGAAGACACGCGUAGCGUCCUGCACCUCGCAAUGGACACCGUCCUCCAGCCCGCCCGCAGCACACUCACAACCCUAACCUCCAAAACCGCCCGCCGAGCCUACCUCACCACACUCCUCAUCUUCCUGACCUCGCUCCUCCUGCUCGGCACCGCCGUCGUCGCCUACAUCACCUUCUACUACGCCUACGUGCCCCUGCGCGGCUUCUCCACCCCGAUCCACCUCCAAUUCGACCCGCUGGCCCAGACCCACCCGCAUGCCACCGCCCCGCUCGGCGACGUCCUCGUCGCGCACCAGAAGUACGACGUCAGGCUCAAUCUGCGCAUGCCGCGCACGCCUGCCAAUCUGCGCGCGGGCAACUUCAUGCUCGAUGUGCGGUUGCUUGCGCCGGGACUGGCCGGGCCGUUGGAUACGGUUGUGCGGGCUGCGGCGGCGGCGGUGGCGGGCGACGAGGGCCCGGAUGAUGUGGUUGUGCGGAGUAGUCGGGCGGCGAUUCUGGAGUAUCGUAGUUGGGCGAUGGAGGUGCGGGAGAGGGUGGUGUGGGGCUUGUGGUAUGUGGCUGGGUGGAGGAGGGAGGAGGAGGAGGUGAGUGUGCGGAUGCUGGAGGAUGUGGUGUUUGAGAAGGGCGUGAGGGGCUUGCCGAGAUGGGUGCGGGUGGAUGUUCGGGGGAGGGAGGUGCUGCAGGUUUAUGAGUGUGAGAUUGUGUUUCGGGCGCGGCUGUCUGGGUUGAGGUACAUCAUGUACAACCACCGCAUCAUCUCCUUCAUCACCUUCACCUCCCUCUUCUACGCCAUCGAACUCACCUCCCUCCUCAUCUCAUGGGCCCUCCUCUCCCUCCUCUUCCCCUCCUCAUCCAAGCCAAAACCACCCCCAAAAUCCCCAAAGCGCGAAAUCAAACCCGACGACGACGACCCAGCCAUCAAACUCGAACACGACCACGACCACGACCACGACUCAGACUCCGCCGAAUCCACCACCCUCUCAACUACAUCCCGCUCCUUCCCCACCUACACACGCCAACCACCACUACACUACUCCUCCCCGCCGCCCAUCAAGAAAGAAGAAGACCCCGAAGAUUCAUCCGGAGAUCUCAGCGCUCUGCCCCUUGCUGCCGGCGAAGCAGCCGAUGAUGAGGAUGACGACGACGAGGCGGAUGAUUUCGUGCUGGACGAGGAUGAGAAUCUGAGGCGGAUAGCGGCGGAUUCGGGGCUGGGGACGAGUCUGGAGAGUUCGGGUGGUGGUGGUGGUGGGGUUAGGCGGCGGAGGAGUGGUGGUGGGCUAGGGAGGUGAAGGCUGAGCAUAUUGGUCAAAUCGAAAAGCUUUUCUAUUUUGCUUUGAAUGAAAGGGCAGACGCAGAACGAGUGAUGACAUAUCCAUAUAUCCAUACAGACAUACAUAUUACCCAUAGACCCAUGCAAGACACACACGGCCAUGCACGGAAGACACGGGGAGGGCAAAGUAAAGAAUAAAAG